CUCUCUCUUUCCUCUGUCGACAAAACGCGAAACGGUGAAUUCGAUCUCUUGAUCCGGCUUCAAAAACACAACGAAACUAUCAAUCAUAGAUCCACAGGAAGGUAUGAGGAGAGUCACCGGACUUGCUGGGCGCACAAUCUCAUCCUCUGUCACAAUCCAUCCUCCGUCACAAGGGAAAUUAUCUGCUUUGAUGGUUUCUACGGUGAUCGCAAACAGAGAGAUAGGGAGGUCGAGGUGUUUUGGAUUUGUCAGCUUCAGCAGUGAAGAUUCUGCAAACACUGCUGUAUCAGAAAUGGAUGGAAAGGUCUAUGGUUGGGGAAGAGGAGAACAUGGAAGACUCGGGUUAGGUGACAAUGGCAGAGAUGACAGUAGCCAACCUUGUAGGCCAAUUUGACUGGUCCAAAUGGGGAUGAAUCUGAUCUUGCUAAAACAUUGGUAUCGAUGUUUGCCGCAAGUUCCCUCUCAUUGAGUUUCCAUCUUCUGUUAUGUAAAAUGUUUUCUCUUUCACUUUG
This is a messenger RNA of Camelina sativa (false flax), 512 nucleotides long. NCBI's taxonomy places the organism in Eukaryota, Viridiplantae, Streptophyta, Magnoliopsida, Brassicales, Brassicaceae. The record is from RefSeq and is a predicted model, not a curated record.